Messenger RNA from Tigriopus californicus, 1655 nucleotides. It is a transcript of the gene ND-51, whose product is annotated as NADH dehydrogenase [ubiquinone] flavoprotein 1, mitochondrial-like. The coding region runs from base 15 to 1427 and encodes 470 amino acids. NCBI's taxonomy places the organism in Eukaryota, Metazoa, Arthropoda, Copepoda, Harpacticoida, Harpacticidae. Gene Ontology annotation, molecular function: FMN binding; 4 iron, 4 sulfur cluster binding; NAD binding. The transcript has 7 exons. The record is from RefSeq and is a predicted model, not a curated record. Gene Ontology annotation, biological process: mitochondrial electron transport, NADH to ubiquinone.
GGGAGUGAGGCCGGAUGAACAUGAGUUCAUUGAGCAAGUGGAGUCCCGUCCUCCGAGGGAUUCAAGCCCAAUCGACGCGAUGCCUGUCGACCACACCCGCCCUCAACGAAAAGACCAAGUUCGGCCCCUUGGCUGAUUCGGAUCGUAUCUUCACCAAUUUGUAUGGCCGUCACGACUGGGCCUUAAAGGGGGCCAUGGCCCGUGGAGAUUGGUACAAAACCAAGGAGAUCGUGGAAAAGGGCAACGAAUGGAUCAUCAAUGAGAUUAAAGCCUCCGGUCUGCGCGGCCGAGGUGGAGCCGGAUUUCCCUCGGGCAUGAAAUGGAGUUUCAUGAACAAGCCCGACGAUGGCCGACCCAAGUACUUGGUGGUCAAUGCGGAUGAAGGUGAACCCGGCACUUGCAAGGAUCGAGAGAUCAUGCGGCACGAUCCCCACAAGUUGGUGGAGGGUUGCUUAAUUGCUUGCCGAGCCAUGGGCGCCCGCGCCGCCUACAUCUACGUCCGCGGGGAGUUUUACAACGAGACGACGAAUCUCCAAGUGGCUAUCAAGGAGGCUUAUGCCAAAGGGUUCUUGGGUAAAAAUGCGUGUGGCUCCGGCUAUGAUUGCGAUGUGUUUGUGCAUCGCGGUGCGGGCGCUUAUAUUUGCGGCGAAGAAACCGCUCUCAUCGAAUCCUUGGAGGGAAAGCAAGGCAAACCCCGCCUAAAGCCCCCAUUCCCGGCUGAUGUGGGCGUGUUUGGUUGCCCCACCACCGUGACUAAUGUGGAAACCGUCGCUGUCGCUCCCACCAUCUGUCGCCGAGGGGGUGAAUGGUUCGCCUCAUUUGGCCGACCCAGGAAUACCGGCACCAAGCUCUUUAACAUUUCGGGCCAUGUCAAUAACCCGUGCACGGUUGAAGAAGAGAUGUCCAUCCCGUUGAAAGAGUUAAUUGAACUGCACUGCGGGGGAGUCAUUGGCGGAUGGGACAAUCUCUUGUGCGUGAUUCCCGGUGGAUCGUCCACUCCUUUGAUUCCCAAGAAGGUUUGCGACGAUGUCAUGAUGGACUUCGAUGCCCUCGUGGCCGCUCAAACGGGCUUGGGUACUGCUGCCGUUAUUGUAAUGAACAAGCAGACGGAUGUGGUCAAAGCCAUCGCUCGAUUGGCCACCUUCUAUAAGCAUGAGUCUUGCGGACAGUGCACGCCUUGUCGCGAAGGCUGUGACUGGAUGGAUAAGAUGAUGUGGAGAUUUGUCGAGGGCAAUGCCAAGGCCGAGGAAAUCGAUCUCCUGUGGGAACUGAGCAAGCAAAUAGAAGGUCAUACGAUUUGUGCUUUGGCCGAUGGAGCAGCCUGGCCCGUUCAGGGCUUGAUCCGUCACUUCCGACCCGAAUUGGAGGCUCGAUUUGCUGACUAUCACGCUAAACACGGUGACAAAACCAGUGCUGCCUCUCAAUAAGAAGGCAUGCUGACAACGUCUCCGACAUCUACUGUAGCUUGUCAACCAAUAGCUCCAUACAGAUCCGAAUUAAAAUCUACCGCAGAUUAAAAGAAGAACACAUGUGUACAUAGCUUACCAGUUCUAUCGUAUUUCAUGUUCUCAUCCUAUUGUUGCUGUCCUCCCGGAAUCACGGUGGCCUGCCGAACACCCUGAAGUUCGUGAAUAAAUAUAUAUCCAAACCCCUCA